AUGAGUCGAGUAGGAGAUAGCUCCAUGUUGGAUUUGGAGCUGAACCUUUCACCAUCUAGGCCUAACCCGCUAGUCGAAUCACCGAAGGCAUCGAUUUCGAAUGCAUCUUCUGAAAUAUUGUCAGCAGAGAGCUCUUGUGUUUCACCAGAGCCUGAAGACAUGACUGUUAACUUCCCCAGAAGCGUCGUCACAACUCCUAUGCUAGUAGCUGGCUGUCCUCGAUGCCUCAUGUAUGUUCUGUUAUCCGAGGUGGAUCCGAAAUGUCCGAAAUGCAAGAGCACAGUCUUGCUUGAUUUUCUCAGCGCGGAAAACAACAAGAAGACAACGAGCUGA
Molecule: messenger RNA, 333 nt
Organism: Populus euphratica (Euphrates poplar)
Lineage: Eukaryota; Viridiplantae; Streptophyta; Magnoliopsida; Malpighiales; Salicaceae
Exons: 1
Coding region: 1-333 (110 amino acids)
Source: RefSeq, a predicted model, not a curated record